Fonsecaea multimorphosa CBS 102226 is the source of this 1800-nucleotide messenger RNA. RefSeq lists its product as uncharacterized. Bases 1 to 1800 code for a protein of 599 amino acids. The transcript has 5 exons. NCBI's taxonomy places the organism in Eukaryota, Fungi, Ascomycota, Eurotiomycetes, Chaetothyriales, Herpotrichiellaceae. The record is from RefSeq and is a predicted model, not a curated record. Gene Ontology annotation, molecular function: FAD binding.
AUGGCACAGACUCCAAAGAUGGAGACGACAGUCGUGGUCGUUGGAGGGGGCCCAGUGGGCCUGUUGACCUCUUUGCAGCUUGCGCACCAUGGAACAAAGAACAUCUUGCUCGAGAGGAACUUGGAGACGACCAAGUGGCCAAAGAUGGAUUUGACCAACGGGCGUUCCAUGGAAUUGUUGCGCCGAAUGGGGUUGGCUGCAGACCUUCGCAAACACGGGGUACCUGGAAACUUUUCGUUCGACGUCAUCUGCAGCACGGGUCUUGACGAAGGUGGCGAGCUGAUCCACAGAUGGGAGAUACCUUGUCCCGAUGAGGUGCGCAAGUCGAUACAGGAGAAGAACGACGGCACGUGGCCCCGAGAGGCUGGCCAGCGGAUUUCUCAAGUUAUCUUGGAACCCUGGUUAAGAUCAUUGUGCGAUGCGAAUCCUCUUAUCCAGACUCACUAUGGUCAUAAAGUCGAAUCUGUCAAGGAGGAGUCCGACAGCGUCACCACCUGCGUGACCGAUGUCAAGACCGGCGAAGCGUAUAAUGUGAAGAGCCAGUACGUCGUCGGUUGUGAUGGAGCAGGAAGUCGAGUCAGGAGAUCGGUGGGGAUCAAGCUAACUGGGGGCCCCGGUCCCAUGGGAAUGCUACUGGUCCAUUUCAAGUCCCGAGACACUACUCGACUGCACGUUCAGGGACAGUGGUGGCAUAUUUUCUUUACCAACGGUGCCAUUUCCAUCAGUCAGGAUGAGGUUGAUACCUGGACCUUCCACAUCCCAAUCUCCUUGGACACGGAUGUGAGCCAAAUUGACCCAGUCGAAGCGGUACGCAAUGCCAUCGGAGGGGCUCCUUUGGAAAUCGAUGAAGUCCUAGUAAGCAGCACCUGGCGCGGAACGCUGGCCGUUGCAGACAAGUACCGUUCGGCAAAGGGUAGAGUGUUCCUUGCCGGCGACUCAGUGCACCAAAACAUCCCAACUGGUGGAUACGGCAUGAAUACGGGACUGGGCGAUGCCUUUGACAUUGGCUGGAAGCUCGCUGCCUUCCUCCAGGGCUGGUGCGGAGAGGCAAUCUUGGAUUCAUACGAGCUCGAACGACGUCCCGUGGCGCUGCGCAACGUGGAGAGGUCGGGCGUGCACAUGAAAGUCCAUCUUACUGUUGUUGAAAUGAUCAAACAGUCGAACAUCGAUCCUCGCACAAACACAAAGGAAGCCGAGGAGCUCAAACUUCGGAUAUCCGAGCACUACAAGCUUAACGACGGCGAGAACCGAGAUCGUGGCAUUGAGAUGGACUAUCGAUUUCCAGACUCACCGGUGGUUAUCCCAAGCCCGUCUGACGUCCCUCGUCGCUGGUCUCCGCGAGAAUACGUGCCUAGCACUGUGCCUGGUUCGCGAGCACCACAUGUCUUUCUGCAGGACGGCAGAACAAGCAUAUUCGAUCUCUACGGGCCUGAGUACACGAUAGUAAACUUCACUCCAAACAAGAGCGCCACGGAAGAGUUUCAAAGGCUGGCGAUCGAGGCGGGAAUCCCCUUGACAGAGGUCCAUGUGCCGAACGAGAAGCAUGCGCGAAAACUGUGGGAGAGAGACCUUGUUAUGGUGCGACCAGAUGGGUUUGUCUGCUGGCGGUCUGAUAGAGAUGCAUCUCCGCCAAAGAGCGACGAGAUCGCGAGCAUCCUGAGGACAGUCACUGGCAAGGGGUGGACGGAUGCCACAAAGACCUCGACGCUCCAACAAAGAGAAAAGUUCACGUCCACGAUUGGAAAUGUGGACAUGAAUCAGGCGGAUGCAAUUCAAAUGCUGGGCGAGUUCCAGAAGUAG